Molecule: messenger RNA, 1359 nt
Organism: Micromonas commoda
Lineage: Eukaryota; Viridiplantae; Chlorophyta; Mamiellophyceae; Mamiellales; Mamiellaceae
Exons: 2
Coding region: 1-1359 (452 amino acids)
Cellular component (GO): cytoplasm; cytosol
Molecular function (GO): RNA binding; glutamate 5-kinase activity; ATP binding
Source: RefSeq, a predicted model, not a curated record
AUGAAGACCGCCGCGCACCUCGAGAGCGUCCAGGAGCAGGUGAGCGGCCGCUUCCCCACCUUGACCCCCGUCCGUCCGUUCCGUCGUUCCCCGUCAUCGCAGCCGACGGUGGUGAUCAAGGUGGGCACCAGCAGCCUACUCCGCACCGAGGCGGGCACCCUCCACCUCUCCCAGAUAUGCACCCUGUGCGAGACCGUCGCGCGGCUCACACGCGCCGGGGUGAGGGUCGUCCUCGUCUCUUCCGGGGCGGUGGGAGCCGGGAUGUUCCGGAUGGGCCUCACCGAGAAGCCCCGGGAGGUGGCCAAAAAGCAGGCCCUCGCGGCGGUGGGCCAGGUGCACCUGAUGCGGUACUACGAGGACAUCUUCAACACCAUCGGCAUCAAGUGCGCGCAGGUUUUACUCACCCUCGAGAACCUCAGCAAUCGCAAGCAGUACGUUCGCGCCAGGAACACCUUCAACGCGCUCUUCGACAUGGGCGUGGUGCCGGUGGUGAACGAGAACGACUGCGUCGCCGUGGAGGAGCUCCGGUUCGGAGAUAACGACACCUUAUCCGCGCAGGUUGCGGCGCUGUGCGAGGCGCAGUGGCUCUUUUUGCUGACGGACGUGGACGGGCUGUACACGUCCAACCCAAACACCGACCCGGGCGCGAGACGGAUCGAGGUGGUUGAGAACAUCAACGAGCUCGACGUGGACGUGGGGGGCGCGGGUAGCAGCGUGGGCACCGGCGGGAUGGUCACGAAGCUCACCGCGGCGAGGAUCGCGUGCGCCGCGGGGUGCAAGACGAUAGUCUGCCUCAGCUCCAACCUCGAGAAGGACGUGGAGGCUUGCGUGCUCAGAGGCGAACCGGUGGGUACCGCGUUUCUACCCGCGAAGAUCGCGGCCAAGGGGAAGAAGAAGUGGCUCCUCGCGGUUCCGAUCCAGGGCGAGAUCGGCGUGGACCGCUCGGGCGCCAGCGCGGUGCUUCGGGGCAUGCCGCUGCUCACGUCGCACGUCACUCGGUGCGAGGGGAGCUUUCGCGUGCAGGAGUGCGUUCGCAUCGUCAACGAGGAUGGCCAGGAGAUUGCCCGCGGGUUGUGCAACUACAACAGCGCGGUGCUCGAGGACACGGCGAAAGAUUACGGCCUCGCGGCGCCCAUGGGUUCCAUAAUGGAGGACGGAUGGGUGGACGACGAGGACGGCCCGCCGGAGUGCAUGCACGCGAACAACAUCUGCGUCACGCACGUGGAGACGCUCAAGAAGAGCUUUACGUUUAACGAUUUCUUGGGGGCGGGGUACGAUUCUAACGAGUCGAGGGGCGCGAGCCCCGGGCCAGGCACCAGCCCGAGGCAGUCCCACGAAGAUCACGAGGACAACGAGUGA